AUGGAAGACCAUGGUUCCCCAACAAACCCGUUCUCGUCAGGCUUCUUUGAAGCCCAUUUCGCCGUCGUAAAAGACGAGCCUGCAAAGGCGGAUCAUGAUGCCGACCAAACUGAGCUCGCCGCCCGCGAACCCCUCGACGCACCCGUCGCGAUCCAAGACCUGUCCCUCAGUGAGAUACCGGCGGGAGCCGAAAAUGCUCGCCUCGUCAUUUCUCCACGCGGGCCGGCCCCCUCACCGUUGGAUGAUAUAGAAGCAGUCGUGCCGUUCCAUUUCGGCCGGGGCCCCGGGGAGUUGCUUGCCGUCCUCCAGACUUCCAAGUCGGCCUGGUUUUCCCUCACCUUGGCCGCCGACCUCCAGUGCACCUUCUACUACGAUCCAGCAAGUGACAACCUUGUCCUUCGUAAUUCGAGCUAUCAGUCCCUAAAAAUCGGCCCAAUUGAGGACGAAACUAGUGAUACGGGUCUGCGCACGUUGGAGUACCGCGAUGUCCACCUCGUUUCUCCUGGGCCCUGGAGGAUUUACUCGGAAGACGGUGCCGUGCUCGUUGACUUUCUCGUUCUCAGACGGCGGUACCUUCUUGAAACACAAGCCGGAGGAACGCAGGCCGGGUCGAAAAGGAAGGACGCCGCACCGAUCGAGGCUCCGGUCAAACGGUAUCGCACCGAAGCCGAAGCCGGGAGCAUCGAUCAGAGCAUAGUGUUGAUUAGCAAACCACCCAGCAGCUUGAGAACAGAAAAAGUCCAACUGGAACUUGUUCGUGCUGGCAACCCUUUGAUCAGCCUCGAGCCUGGACAGGCGGUGUUUGUCACCACCCCGGGAGGAGCCAAUGAAGCUGUAAAUUCACCCAAAGGCAAUCCCAAGAAGGAGAUUGUUGCUUCGUAUGCCCAAGAUAUACCCGAGAGCUAUUCACUCCUCCAUAUGCGGGACAUUGCUAGUACCAAGGGGUUUGCAUCUGUCUUCAGCGCUCGCCACAGUGUGUUUGGCGAUACUGCAGUCAAAGUUAUUCGGACCAAGCAGGCGUCGCAAUAUUCUUAUAUACCGACCAUGGCCCAGAACUGGAAGCACGAAGAACAGAUUUUGAGAAAAGUCAAACAUCCAUCUAUCAUCAGGUUCUUCGGGUCCGAUGCUCGUCUCUACUCCAUAUACAUGGAGCACUUGCCCUUCCCAGACCUCAAUGCGUGGAGAAAUCGCCCACAUGAUCACUAUUUUGUCGGCACAGCUGAUGACGCUGAGCGUAUCCUUCGUGAGAUGGCCUCGGCACUCGAGUAUCUCCAUGGGCAAAAGAUCCAGCACAACGACAUAAAACCAGGGAAUAUUCUCUACGACCGCGAACGUGGUCCUGUCUUAAUAGACUUUGGCCUAGCCUCGCUACACGGUGGGCAACUAUGUACCGGCGGCACACCAUGGUAUGUGCCGCGCGAGUUCAUCCGUGACCUGGAGCGAGGACCCAAAAGCGAUGUCUAUGCCCUAGGCGUAACUUUGCUAUAUCUACUGAGAAAGACUCCGUUGCCCGAUGUGACACAGCGUGGUUGGGUGAUCUGCAAGGCUCCCCGGGACAGUUCAGAGACGGUGCACAUGGAGGCAUGGCUAUCAAAAGUGCUGGCGAUGCGUGCUAAGCUUGAUGAGACUAGUCAUGUUGAGUCUUUGGUAAGUGACAUGUUGAGCCCUCUGCCUCGAGAUAGAAAGUCCGCAAGAGAGAUUGUGGAGGCGAUGGUAUAA
Molecule: messenger RNA, 1719 nt
Organism: Fusarium falciforme
Lineage: Eukaryota; Fungi; Ascomycota; Sordariomycetes; Hypocreales; Nectriaceae
Product: Protein kinase domain-containing protein
Exons: 3
Coding region: 1-1719 (572 amino acids)
Biological process (GO): protein phosphorylation
Molecular function (GO): protein kinase activity; ATP binding
Source: RefSeq, a predicted model, not a curated record